AUGGCAGCCCCCAUUAUGCUGAAACCGGGUUGUGAAGAAAGGUCUGAAGGAGAGUAUUAUGGUAUCAAGACCUUUGUGGGGAUCUCCAAUCCUGGUAGCCUAUGCCCCCCAAUUAUCCCACCAGAGAUCGAAUACGAAGAUGAGGCCGAGAUUACUAUGAUUGAUCAAAGUUUAGAUAUAGAAGAUGCCAAUGACUUAGAUUUUGUUCCUGACACUGAAAGUGAGUCGGACAGUGAAUAUGAUCAAGACCCAUCAGAUGAGCAACCACUUGCCACUGAUUUUGAGGACAUUGAAUCUUUCAGUGUACCAGAAAAUGCUGCAGAUGAAAGACAAAUUCCUUGUGUUUGA
Messenger RNA from Lottia gigantea (owl limpet), 348 nucleotides. RefSeq lists its product as hypothetical. The record is from RefSeq and is a predicted model, not a curated record. The coding region runs from base 1 to 348 and encodes 115 amino acids. The transcript is spliced from 3 exons. NCBI's taxonomy places the organism in Eukaryota, Metazoa, Mollusca, Gastropoda, Lottiidae.